Molecule: messenger RNA, 1463 nt
Organism: Paramecium sonneborni
Lineage: Eukaryota; Ciliophora; Oligohymenophorea; Peniculida; Parameciidae
Source: the annotation of a GenBank genome assembly
GAUUAAUUAUGGAUAAGGAAAUAUUUUUGGUUGAUUUGGAAGUCAAUUAAUUAUCAAUAGAAUCAAUAUAUUCCUUAACAUGGAAAAUAAUGAAUGAGACAUAGAAAUUUUUUAAUAGAUAGAAUAUUUUUGUUUGCCCUCAUACUGUUAAAAUAAAAGGAAAAGAUAACAUAAUUUAUUAACCAAGGAAUUGCGAAAUUUGUCAGUUCGCUAAGCUUAAUUUUAGGACUUAGAAUGAGAGAUAUAAAUAUAUGAUUUGUGGGAUAAUAUAUUUUUUAGUAGAAGGGAAGAAUACUCUAAAUAAAUAUUAUGAAUCCUAAAAUUUCUUUUUUUUUAAUGAUGUCAUUGGAUCAUUUUAUCAAAAUGAAUAUGUUUUUAGAUCUUUCUGGUAAAUAAUGGAAAAAUAAGAUUAUAUAUAAAAAAAAAGAAUUAUGGAGAAAAUGCCCAAGGCCAAUUAACCUAUAUUGUUAAAAGAAUUUGAAUUUUAAAGAUUUCGCAUAAUUAUUAUUGAUCCUUGUUUAGGUGGUCCUACAUAAAGAUUAUAAGAAUCUAAUUUAUUUUAAUUAAUCAGCUUCUAAAGAUUAUUAAUUGAUCUUCAAAAUAUUUAGAGGAAAAUAGGAAUGGAUAAUCCAUUGCCUCCUCCUUGUUACCAUAAUAUAUUUAUUGGACGUAGCUUUGGUAGCUAUUGUUAAUUUCGAAUCAAUAUAUUUUAAACAAAUCCUCAUUGUAGAUGCUAAAAUUUCAAAUUGGGUACUAUUCUAUAUGGCUUACUAAUUGGAAACAAGGAAGAUUAAUUUAUGGAUGAUUCAUUGAUUAAAUUUUCAAGAGAUUUAAUAAGUAGAUAUGAAUUUAAUAACCCUUAAUAGCAAUUUUAAUAAUAUUAAGAAAUUUUAGAUGAAAUUUACAAUACUUAAUAUUAAUUUUCAUAAAUUAUUGAGAAUGUUAUUGAUGCUAGUUUCUAUGCUAAUCUUUUGAGAAAUCACUUAAAAAAUAUUUAAGAAGGUCUGCUUUGGAGAUAUUAUAAAAUUCUAUUUCUAUAGGAAAUGAUUGAAUUAAUAGAAAAUAGAAUUUUAAACUAACCUUUCGACUCUAUUUACUUGCUUAAACUUUUGCUUUAAUUAAAAGAUUAAUAAGUAUUUAUUCAAUUUAUUUUUUAGUGUUAAAGAAUAACAAAUUAUAUUUAAAUAUCUAAUAAUAAUUUGCUAACUUAAAUUCAAAACAAUUAUUUAUAAUAAAUUUAGAAUAAUCAAAAUUUGGAAAUAGAAGAACAACAAGGUUAAAACAAUGAAAAUUUAAAUUAAACCCCAUAAUUAUUUUAAAUAAGAUGGAAUCUUUUUUAAUAAUUUUCUGAAGUAAAUGCCUUUAAUGAUCCAAAUAAUUAAAUAUUUAGAAAUUAAUUUUAAAAUACUGAAUUUAAUCAUAAUACAAUUAUUGACUUUGAAGAUCGACUUUAAAAUGAUUGA